UAGCUGCCUGUCUAUCUGCUGAUGUAGUUAGUUCCUUUUUGUCUCUUGGUGGUAGUUGAAGUUUUACCUCCUGAAUUCAACUAUGCAGGCCAUUAAGUGUGUGGUGGUUGGUGACGGAGCAGUAGGAAAGACAUGUCUUUUGAUUAGUUAUACAACGAAUGCUUUCCCUGGGGAAUAUAUCCCGACUGUCUUUGAUAACUAUUCAGCUAAUGUAAUGGUGGACAGUAAACCAGUGAACUUGGGAUUAUGGGAUACAGCUGGACAAGAGGACUAUGACAGACUAAGGCCCCUCUCGUACCCACAAACAGAUGUUUUCUUGAUCUGUUUUUCAUUGGUGAGCCCUGCUUCAUAUGAAAAUGUUCGAGCCAAGUGGUUCCCAGAAGUGAGGCACCAUUGCCCGAGCACUCCUAUUAUUCUUGUGGGAACCAAACUUGAUCUUCGUGAUGACAAGGAGACCAUUGAAAAGCUUAAAGAGAAGAAGUUGUCCCCAAUCUCUUACCCUCAAGGGCUUGCCUUGGCCAAAGAGAUUGAGUCUGUGAAAUACUUAGAAUGUUCAGCUCUCACGCAGAGAGGCCUAAAGACGGUCUUUGAUGAGGCUAUUCGAGCUGUGCUGUGUCCGCCACCUUCCCGGCCCAAAAAACAUGGGUGUGCUCUGCUGUGAGGAUAUCAGAAGAGGAUUCUUCAACCGUUAACAGCAGAAGAGUACGAGCAUGUGUUUCUCUUUGUCAUAAAACUGCCAUCUUUACCCAAUUAUUUUGUCCGAUGUACCUUUUUUUUCAGCUGCUUCCCCCCCACGUUGCUUCUCAUGAAAUAUUGUUUGUUUGCUUUACAUUCAUUAUAAUUAUUUUUUUUUUUUAUUCUAUUGUUGUCUGUAGUCCUGGAAUUUGUUUCAACCUAUAAAUAAAUAUUCAGUAAUCCUGUA
Messenger RNA from Pelobates fuscus (common spadefoot toad), 922 nucleotides. RefSeq names its product ras-related C3 botulinum toxin substrate 2. The record is from RefSeq and is a predicted model, not a curated record. Gene Ontology annotation, biological process: regulation of cell shape; motor neuron axon guidance; regulation of actin cytoskeleton organization. The transcript has 7 exons. Gene Ontology annotation, cellular component: cytoskeleton; cytoplasmic vesicle; cell projection. Bases 83 to 661 code for a protein of 192 amino acids. NCBI's taxonomy places the organism in Eukaryota, Metazoa, Chordata, Amphibia, Anura, Pelobatidae. Gene Ontology annotation, molecular function: GTPase activity; GTP binding; protein kinase binding.